This is a messenger RNA of Drechmeria coniospora, 1053 nucleotides long. RefSeq lists its product as uncharacterized. The transcript is spliced from 5 exons. Gene Ontology annotation, biological process: transmembrane transport. Lineage: Eukaryota; Fungi; Ascomycota; Sordariomycetes; Hypocreales; Ophiocordycipitaceae. The record is from RefSeq and is a predicted model, not a curated record. Bases 1 to 1053 code for a protein of 350 amino acids.
AUGGGGGCCCAAUCCAAGCCUACGAUUUCUCCUUGGGGUCGCGCCGCUGCCGGAGCCAGUGGUGCUGUCCUUGCCAAUGCGCUCGUCUACCCACUUGACAUCGUCAAGACUCGACUCCAGGUACAAGUUCGCGGCGGAAAGCUUGCUCCAGGCGCCGCUGGCAAUGACCCCACCUACUCAUCAACCUGGGACGCUAUUUCACGCAUCGUCGCCGAUGACGGUAUCCAUGGCCUCUACGCGGGCAUGAAAGGGUCCCUCCUUGGCGUCGCUUCCACAAACUUCGCCUACUUUUAUUGGUACACUGUCGCGAGGACUCUCUACUUUGGCUCUCCCAGCUCCUCUGUCACUGCGCCCUCUAUCGCUGUCGAGCUCUCCCUCGGGGCCGUUGCUGGCGCCCUGGCACAGAUUUUCACCAUUCCCGUCGCUGUUGUCACCACCCGCCAGCAAACGGCCAGUCGUGACGAGCGCAAGGGUCUGCUAGCCACCGCGCGCGAGGUUGUCGACGGUCCCGAUGGCGUUUCGGGCCUGUGGAGAGGCCUCAAAGCCAGCCUCGUCCUCGUUAUCAACCCUGCCAUCACGUAUGGUGCCUUCGAGCGUUUGCGCACAACAUUAUUCCCUCACAGGACGACCUUGAAGCCCUGGGAAGCCUUUCUACUUGGAGCCACUUCCAAAGCGUUGGCAACCGUCGUAACCCAGCCGCUCAUUGUUGCCAAAGUUGGCCUGCAGUCAAGACCACCGCCUGGCAGAAAUGAGAAGCCGUUCAAGAGCUUCAUCGAAGUGAUGAGAUAUAUCAUCGAGCAUGAAGGCCCACUUGCCUUAUUUAAGGGCAUCGCACCGCAGAUAUUCAAGGGUUUCCUUGUCCAGGGUAUCCUCAUGAUGACCAAAGAGAGGGUCGAGUUGAUAUUCAUUCUCUUCUUCCGUUAUUUGAAAUCGCUUCGCAGAGCGCACUUGCGGAAGGCCGCUAGCCUCAUCUCGGCUGCUACUCGAAAGGGCAGUUUGACAAGAACUUAUCGCAUCAUAGUCCACAUCUUCACCCUGGAGAGCACGGCGUGA